Messenger RNA from Prorocentrum cordatum, 417 nucleotides. The record is from the annotation of a GenBank genome assembly. Lineage: Eukaryota; Dinophyceae; Prorocentrales; Prorocentraceae.
AUGUGUCCAUUGCUGAACAGGACGUGGCGCCGUCAGGUGGUAUGCACGGACAGAGCUCCGCGAGCUCUCUAUUCUAUUCCAUUCAAUUGCCCGCGGCAAGUCCCGCCACCGUGCCAGGACAGCACAUUGGGUGGCGACGGUUCGAAUGGUGAUUUGGUGGUGGUGGUGAUGAUGGUAUAUGUUCACCAACAUCUAAUGUGUGUGUUCGUGUGCAUAUGUGGUUUUCCUUUUGAAGAGCGUACGCCUGCCCUCCCUGGCCGCACGUGCCCCGCCCGCUGGCGUUGCAGCACGUGCAUCUUGUUGUUUGUCUUCGGCAUGCUGUUGACCGAGGGCCCCUUCGGCAGGCGCGGGGAGUGCCAGCGCUGCCGGAGAACUCCCGCGACCUGGCCCCGACGCGUGAUCUUUUCGGGCGCAUGA